AUGAAAAGGACAACAACCAUCAAUCGCAUCUUGCAAGGAUUAAAUUCCCACAGAAACACAUUGAGCAUCACCAGUAACCAUAUUUAUGUUCUGCAUUCUACUUCGUCCUUGAAACCGUUGAUGAAACAUGCUGCUGUUGUUCCGAACAAUAACAACAAAUUGUUGAAUCAUCCAGCAACCACAUCAUUUGGCCAAAUACGUUCCUACACCACUACAAAUUGGUUGAAGGAAAAAGAAGCAUCCACUAACGAGAGUGGGGAAAGUACUUCAGCACUUUUGUCCUCCGAACCAAUCACUCUCAAUUUGAUGGAUUACAAGAAAUGGAAUGCUCAACAAGUAGCAUCAUUGCUAACUUCUCCUAAAUCUUUGAGUGGUGCUGGUUUGUCGGUUGAUGAUGUGAAGCCUUUGUAUGAGGCUGGUUUUGAUGGCUCAUCUCUCCACAACAUUGUUGAGAAUAUCAAGAUGGAUGGUGUAAAGUAUGCCAUCAAAGCCAUGUAUGGCAGCAAAGACUUUACUCAAGUCUCCGAAAAUACUUGUCAAACUGUUGUAUUUUGGGUGCUCGAUCAAUUAAUGACCAGACAAUAUUCACUAUGGCAAUUGGAGCCAGUGAGUAAACAAAUCAUACAAAAAUUGGGCGAACCAAUUGCAAAAGGAGGUGCUGAUUUGAGUCUUGAUCAAGUUUCUUCAUUAGAUGGCAAAACUCUCUAUAACAUUGCAAACGAUGUAGUCUCUUCCAAGGAAACCUCUUUCAUUAGAAAUCUUGACUUGAGUUCAGGCACAACAGUUGUCCAAUGGGUCAAACAAUUUCUACUACAAAACCAUAAGAUUCAAAUUGAGCUUAAAAAUUUUCCCAGCUCUAUUUCCUUCGAAGCACCUAUAUUCAACAAUCUUGCUUAUCAAAACAACAAAAACACUGUUGAAAUGAUGGCUGAUGUGUUGAUAGGAAACAUUUAUAAACACAUGAUGGGCCAAGCAUUACGAGACCAAGAACUGUUGAUCAAUUCUGCAUACUUUGGAUCUGGAAAAACGAGAUUGGGUGUUGAAUUCCUCGCACUUUGGAAAAAGCAAAUGUCAAAACAUCCGGAGAUGAGAAAAAAAUUUGAAGUCGAUUAUUCUAAAGCAGCAGUAGAGCAAUUAGAAAAAUCCAAAGUGAUAUACGUUAACUGUAGAACGUAUCGUAUCAUUAACAACAACUUGCAAGAGACAUUUACGAAACUGAGAGAUGAUAUAGAAAGAUAUAUUGGAGGUAGUAUUACAAGUACUCCUUGUUAUAUCAUAAUUGAUGAAAUAGGCUCUUGGCUAUACUAUUAUGAGCCACUACGAAGGCCCAACAUUCAUCGUUACUUUUGCGCCAUGUAUGACAUUUUGAACGAAUUUAUUUUCCCCUUUCAAAAAAUAUCUACCGUUAGUUUGUAUGUGUGUGGAAAGGGAGCUUUUUUAGACAUUAUUGGACAAUGUAAACUUCGCCCAACAUUACCUCCACAAACACUUAUGAAGGAGGUUCAUUUGGAAGCGCUCUCAAGAAAACAUAUUGAAUCAGGAAUUGUUAACUCUGAUUUUGUUGGAUCCCUCGUUUCACACUUUAAAGAAUUGAAUUUGUUUGACUAUUUCCUUGACCAGAUACAAGAAGAAACUCAAGGAGUUCCCAACUAUGUAGUUCAUUACGUUUUCAAUAACCGUAAACUGCUAUUGAACUGCAAAACAAAAGAAAAUAUUGAUCAGGCACUUGUCCAAAUUCGUUCAACACUUUCCACUUCUUUCAAAGCUCCAUUCGAACAAUUCUCUAACCAUCCAAUCUUGAUGAAAGUCUAUCAAUAUUUACUCUUUGCUGGUAUUUCGAAACUUGAAGCUACCGAAGCAUUUAACAUGGGUGAAUUUACUACAAACGGAACAGAAUUUGAAGGCGUCACUACCCUCAGUACUUAUGAUAUUGCAACAAUGUUGAAUUGUUUUCUACAACCAGUGAAGGACAAUAGAUAUCGUCUCUUAUUUCCAAAGGCAAUCAUUGAUCAAUAUGUAAAAUCACCUGCAGCUUCUUCAAACAUGUUUGCGAUUUCACAUAUUGUUGAAGAAUAUGGUCCAGUCCUUUCUCUUGGAAACAUUAUGGAGCAUCUAACACUUGUCAACUUUAGGUUUAGAAUGAACUGGGGGUCAAUUCAACGGCUAAGUAUUGGAGAAGUCUUUCCAUUCUUAAAGAAUACGUGUGUUGAAAAUAUUCCUUGCAAGCCUUUGGAAGUGGUAAACUUACGAAUGAAAUUGAUGACCAAUGAAACAAGUAACUUGAACAGUUGGAAGAAGGUUAUUGCUAUGUUGGAUGGAGGAAAACUUGGAUGUUUCUAUGAUCAUUCACAUUCACCUGACAAGAUUUGGCAAAUCAAUUUGGGAUCAAAGAAGAUUUUUAUUAUGAUUCAAGAUAAGAAUGUUGGAGAAUUAUCCAUUUCUAAAUUGCGUGAGGAAAUUGACAAGAAUGAAAAAAUUAGAAAGGCACUCGAUGAGACCAUUGAAACUAAAUUAAUAAUGGUAUUUAUGGUGAGAGGAAAUGCCAAGUUCUCAGGACAUUAUCUUGGUGGAACCACUAUUGGAGGAAUUCCAUUACAUCGACAUACAUCUGUAAUUAUUCUAACUGAAGAAGAGAUUUCAGAUUUUUUGGGAGACAAGAAUCUUGAAGCACUUCAAAAACUAUCAGGAUUGAAAAAACAGGAUUGA
Molecule: messenger RNA, 2706 nt
Organism: Naegleria lovaniensis
Lineage: Eukaryota; Heterolobosea; Eutetramitea; Acrasida; Naegleriidae
Exons: 1
Coding region: 1-2706 (901 amino acids)
Source: RefSeq, a predicted model, not a curated record